This is a messenger RNA of Colossoma macropomum (tambaqui), 957 nucleotides long. RefSeq names its product olfactory receptor 52K1-like. Gene Ontology annotation, biological process: G protein-coupled receptor signaling pathway. The record is from RefSeq and is a predicted model, not a curated record. Gene Ontology annotation, cellular component: membrane. Bases 1 to 957 code for a protein of 318 amino acids. Gene Ontology annotation, molecular function: G protein-coupled receptor activity; olfactory receptor activity. The transcript has a single exon. NCBI's taxonomy places the organism in Eukaryota, Metazoa, Chordata, Actinopteri, Characiformes, Serrasalmidae.
AUGAGCAGCAUGCAACAUAAUCCUGUACAAAAUAUUUCAUUCACAACCUUUAAACUGAAUGGUUUCCAUGAUUUGGGCGAAUGGCGCCCCAUUCUAUUCAUUCCCUAUCUUCUAAUGUUUUUAUUGUCUACCACUUCAAACUCCAUUCUAAUAUUUUUAAUUAUAUCUCAAAGAGCUCUGCAUUCCCCAAUGUUUGUAUUAAUUGGUCUAAUGGCUGUGGUGGACCUGUGUUGGCCAGUAGUUUUUGUGCCAAAUAUGCUGUUUAGCUUUUUAUUUAACUGGAAUGGGAUUUCACUUUUGGGCUGUUUGAUACAAAUGUUUUGUCUUCAUUAUGUUGGCACAUUUCAGUCUACAUUACUGCUGUGGAUGGCUCUGGAUCGUUUCUUUGCUAUAUGCAGGCCUCUUUAUUAUCACAAAUAUAUGCAAAUGCCCAACUUUCUAAAGUUUAUUAUUGUGCCAGUAAUCAGGAAUGUAAUAUUAAUUACUACAAUGGUUUCUUUGGCUGGAAAAUUGCAAUUUUGUAUUACAAAUGAAAUAGAUCACUGUUUUUGUGAACACAUGGCGUUGGUUCAGUUGGCAUGUGGAGAUAUUUCUGUGAACAACUUGAUAGGACUUUUGACUGCUUUUCUAGUACCAACUGGAGAUUUUGUUUUUAUUACUGUGUCUUAUAUAAUAAUCUUUGCCUCUGUCAUAAAAUCAGGGAAGUCCCACUUGAAGGCUAUUAACACUUGUGUUACACAUAUAAUUGUUAUCACAAGUAGUUUGGCAUUUGCCUUGAUGGCUUUUUUGUCAUACAGAAUAAGAAAUAAUUUUUCUCCCAACAGCCGCAUUUUUAUAAGUACGAUGUAUGUACUUUUUUCAAGCUGCUUCAACCCAAUUAUCUAUGGAAUAAGAACAAAAGAAAUAAGAGAACAUUUUCUGAAAUUUGUGAAUCAUGUGAAAACUGUACCACAGUAA